AUGCUCUUCCCUACUAUUAUGCUCUGCUUUUUCGCAGCUACUGGCACAGCCUGGGAUGCCCCCGAUAUUCCCGGGUUCCGAAUCAUGUGGCACGACAACUUCAACGGGCCAUCUGGGUAUCUACCAGAUCUUUCCAAAUGGAACAUUCAACAUGGGUACCAGGAUCUAAACGGAGAUCAUCAGGAGUACAGAGCUUCCCCUGAAAACGUCCAUGUCAUGGAUGGCAGCCUUCAUAUCCAUCCGUGGCGCGAUCCCACUGCUGCAAAGGGUUGGACAUCCGGUCGUAUCGAGAGCACGUACACCUUCACCCCUGCGCCCGGUGUCAAGACCAUUGUCCAAGCUGGCAUCAGUCUUGGUUUUGCCCCUAAUGGGAGGAAGUUUGGCAUCUGGCCUGCCUUCUGGUUGCUCGGUGACAGCCACCGCACUGGUGGUCCUAUAUGGCCUGCCUGUGGUGAGCUCGACAUUAUGGAGCACGUUAAUGGCGAGCAUGAGACUUAUGCCGCAAUUCAUUGUGACAAGUCACCUGGCGGUAUCUGCAAGGAGAAGAAGGGUAUCACCGGGUCGCACUAUCAUCCGAAUUCGGCUACGGGCUUAGCUACCUACAAAGUUGUCAUCGACCGCACACCAGCGAUGUGGCAGUAUGAGAGUGUAAGCUUCUACGUCGGAGAUGAGCUCUUUCAUACGAUCACGGGUGGGCAUAUCGGCAACCAGGAGGUCUGGAAGACCAUUGCGCAAAACAAGAUGUUCAUUAUUUUGAACGUCGCUGUUGGUGGUGAUUGGCCGGGACCACCUAGUCCCUUUACUGCAGAGGGCUCUCAGGUUGGUAUGCAAGUCGGAUAUGUUGCCCAUUAUGAGCAAGAGGCAUCAGCAGAUGAUACAGCCUAUGCGUCUUAUAACUAUCCUUACGGUAAUCCUCCAGAUGAAAUGGACUACCCCUACGACAAUAUCCCUCAAAUCCCACCGCCACCGCCCCCGGGUCCACCUCUACCUCCCGUUGCCGUGCCUCCCCCGGCUCCUAUGCCGCCUCCGCCUCCUGUCGGUGCACCUCCUCCGCCUCCUGUUGGUGCACCUCCUCCGCCUCCCGUUGGUCCUCCUGUUGGUGCACCUCCUCCAUCACCGCAUCCCGUUGGCGUGCCCCCUCAUAAAUAUCCCCGUAUCCCUCGAGUCCCGCAUCACCCGCAUCAACGUCCUUAUAACUAUCCCAAUCUCCCUCUAGGCCGGCCGCCCUAUCUCAGAGGCAUGUCCACGAAUGCCUCCAACCAAGACGUUGAACACACACAGGACUUGCAUUAA
Molecule: messenger RNA, 1293 nt
Organism: Fusarium fujikuroi IMI 58289
Lineage: Eukaryota; Fungi; Ascomycota; Sordariomycetes; Hypocreales; Nectriaceae
Product: related to endo-1,3-beta-glucanase
Exons: 2
Coding region: 1-1293 (430 amino acids)
Biological process (GO): carbohydrate metabolic process
Molecular function (GO): hydrolase activity, hydrolyzing O-glycosyl compounds
Source: RefSeq, a predicted model, not a curated record